AUGCUGGCGGUGCGCCACGUGCUGUUCGGUGUUGCCCUCCUGCUGCUGUGCGGGAUUGUGCCAGCUGUUGGGGCGUCAACUGACAAAUCGAAUGAUUUGAUGGCUGCUCUUCGGUCUGUAAAGGAAAUUGCAAAUGGUGCAAGAGAAACUGUGAAGGAGGUAAGGCAGAUUGCAGAGGAUGUAAAAAAAAGUGCGGAUGAUGUGACAAAGGCACUGGAUGCCGCAAAAACUGCAAAGGUGGCGGCGGAUGCGCUUAAACAAGAAGGUGAAUCUGGUGUUAAUGACGAUAAUGCUGCUGCCGUUAAACAAAAGGGGGAAGAGGCGGCGACACACUUAAAGAGCGUGAAGACACUUCUCACACUGGCGGUGGGAUACUUAAGGGAAGGAGACGCCGCGAGUACAGCAGUACAUGAGAUGGCCGGGGCGGUUGGGACGAAAGUCAAAGGGAACUUGCAGUUUGGGGAUGCCUCACUGACAGAGAAGGUGCAGCUGGUGGCGCAGCACGCAGAGACCACGUUGGCAGCGUUGGCGGAGGUAAGGAGUAAGCUGGGUUCUUCAUUAGAGGUCUUAGUGGCCGCGUUGAAGAGUUCAACAAAGGCAGAGUCACACGCCGAAACGGCAAGAAAUGCGGCGGAUCUCGUGGUGGUUGUCCUAACAAGCAAUUUGAACGGAAUGGAUACAGCUGGCAAUAAGGAGGAAGCAAAGAAGCACAGUGUGGACACAGCACAAAGCGCAAGUGAGACACUAACCAGAACAGAAACUGCGAAAGAGACUAUAAUUUCGCUGCACGACACUACGAAGGCAAUUGCUGCAGCUGAAGAAAUGAUGAAGUCUGCGGAAGCUGCAGAAAAGGCUGCAGACGAUGUUAUGGAACAACACAAGAAAGAAACAUUGCAGUCAGAAAGCAUUCAGGAAGGCACCUAUGCACACCCGCCGCGAAUUGAGCACGACAACACGAGGCCUGUUCAGGAUGAAAUGGAUCAAGAUGAUAAAAACGAUUAUGUGGACCUUGGGUCACGAACGGAAGGGCACGAGGCAGAACAGCAUCAAGUAAAACCAGACAAAAAGAAAGCAGUGGAAGCACCUCAGAAUCCUCAUGUUGGAGCGUCUGAGUCUCCUCUGCUUCCAUCGAGCAGCGUUGUGAGUGCCGCGAUGGGUGGGAGUGGCGGCACAGACGGCAGCGGCAGCGCAGGGUGGAUGUAUGCGCCGUCACUGCUGUUGCUGUUGGGUGCAUUGAUUGGCUGCUCGGUUUUCUGA
Messenger RNA from Trypanosoma grayi, 1257 nucleotides. RefSeq lists its product as hypothetical. The record is from RefSeq and is a predicted model, not a curated record. NCBI's taxonomy places the organism in Eukaryota, Euglenozoa, Kinetoplastea, Trypanosomatida, Trypanosomatidae. Bases 1 to 1257 code for a protein of 418 amino acids. The transcript has a single exon.